AUGGAAAUUUUAAACUGUAAAUUGGAUAUCGAUUUAACCACCCUAAAAAACACCGCUAAUAUUUCAAAAGAUAAACACGAAGAGGGAAUAGUUGCUCCAGAUAUCAAACCAAUAGACCAAAUACAACAAGAACUAGCACAAUUGUAUAAAAAUAAAAAAACUGUUACAGAUAUUAUCGAUGAUAUUAUUCCUAGCUUACUACAAGAUGCACAAUCUUUUCAAAAGGGACUCGAUUCAUUAAGUAAGGAGUUAGAUGAUGUCAGAGGUAAGUCUGUCGAAUUGAGCAACUUAAUUGAAAAAAAUAGUGGUUUAUUGAAUGAAGUUGAACCAAUUGUUAAUGCCUUGGUAAUUUCUCCACAUGUCAUAACAAACUUAUUAAAGGGCAAGAUAAACUCUCAGUGGUGCGACGAAAAUAUAGAUUAUGUGGAGGAAAAAUUAGAAAAAUUUAAGCUUUUCGCGGAUAACAAUGUUAAAGAUAAAGCCAUUGUGGGGGAUUUCGACAAGUUAAACAAGAUACUCGAGAUCAUGAAAUUAAUCAUUAUAGAAAGGAGUAAAAAAUAUAUAGUUUACAAAAUUAAAAGUUUAAGAUCAACUAAAAUAUGCGCAUCCCAGGUGAUACAAAAAGAUAUGAUUCAAGUUUGCAAAAUUUAUAAGUUUAUUUACAAGCAUAAUUUAUCACUAGCUUUAGAGCUAAGGCAAGCCUAUAUAUACACUAUGCGAUGGUAUUAUGAGAAUUUUUUCAAACGGUAUAUUAGGUCAUUAACUAUUAUGCCUUAUGUCACUAUCGAUCAAAAUUACCGUUUAGGUAAUGGGCUAAGUAAUACUACUUUGAAGUCCUAUUACAGCUAUAUUUCGUCAGCUGCUGUCACUAAUGAAGAUGUUCAAAAUUAUUUUCAAAGUGUAGAUAAAAGAAUCGAUAUUUUAACGCAAGAGUAUAACACCGUCAUGGUUUCACAAAUCGCAGAAAAUAGUGGAAAUAUGAAACAUUACUUGGAAAUUGGCUUCAAAAAUUUAAAUCUAUGUCUAGUAGAUAAUGCUACUUCAGAACAUCUUUUUUUGCAGAAAUUUUUUUUCUCCUCUAAUGAAAAUAACCAAGAGGAAAUUGGCGGUAUCCUGGAGAAAAUUUUCCAACCAACAUUUAAUAAUUCUCUGGAUUUUACUUCACGCCAUUUGAUUUUGAACACCUUCGAUAUUUAUGGGGUUUUAAUUUGUAUAAGAAUAGCGCAAAGAUUACAAUAUAUAUGUGGAAAAGAUAUAAGAAAUUUGCCUGAAUGUUUGAAUUCAUUUUUAGAUGCACAACUAAUUAUAUUGUGGCCGAAAUUUCAGCAAUUGGUGGAUUAUAACACCGAAGGAUUACUUUUAAAUUUUAAUAAUGGUGGGAUACAUUGUAUUAAUAAUGCAGAUGACCCAUUGUGUUAUCCACAGGAAAUAACGGUACAAUUUGGACAAUUUUUAAAGGGCAUUUUGAAGUUGGCAGUAUCCAACAGAAACAAUUUAGAUGAAAGAUCUGAACCAAUUUAUAAUUCGAUGAUUAGGUUAAGAAACGAUUUUGAAAUUAUUAUGACAAAAUGUAGCAAGAAAACUAAAUCACCUGAAAAAUUUAUGGCGACCAACUAUACCUGUAUUUUAAACAACUUGGAAUUUUUUAAUAAAGCUUAUCACCAAAAUGAAGAAGGGACACAGAAGGAACCUUUGAUGAUUGGUGAAAUGAGAACUCAUUUUUUAACAAUAACUCAAGCAUUUACUAAAAAUUAA
Saccharomycodes ludwigii is the source of this 1755-nucleotide messenger RNA. RefSeq names its product Vps52p (gene VPS52). Gene Ontology annotation, cellular component: GARP complex. The transcript has a single exon. Gene Ontology annotation, biological process: retrograde transport, endosome to Golgi; Golgi to vacuole transport; endocytic recycling. The record is from RefSeq and is a predicted model, not a curated record. NCBI's taxonomy places the organism in Eukaryota, Fungi, Ascomycota, Saccharomycetes, Saccharomycodales, Saccharomycodaceae. Gene Ontology annotation, molecular function: syntaxin binding. The coding region runs from base 1 to 1755 and encodes 584 amino acids.